Molecule: messenger RNA, 2654 nt
Organism: Oncorhynchus masou masou (cherry salmon)
Lineage: Eukaryota; Metazoa; Chordata; Actinopteri; Salmoniformes; Salmonidae
Product: runt-related transcription factor 2-like
Exons: 6
Coding region: 789-2147 (452 amino acids)
Biological process (GO): regulation of transcription by RNA polymerase II; hemopoiesis; chondrocyte differentiation
Cellular component (GO): nucleus
Molecular function (GO): RNA polymerase II cis-regulatory region sequence-specific DNA binding; ATP binding; DNA-binding transcription factor activity, RNA polymerase II-specific
Source: RefSeq, a predicted model, not a curated record
GGGAAGCCCGGCCUCCUUUCCGCAGCACGGUAUCAUGGCUACUAAACCUAAACAUGGAGACGACUUUCCCUUUUAUCUCACCGACUCACAACUUGUAUCUAAUUCAACCACCGUUUAACCCUGUCAUAUAGGCUACAUUAAUGCAUUAAAGAUUGUGUUACAUGGGCUAGGUUGGGAAUACAUUUUGGCUGAUGUACAUUUUGUUGAAAUAUAUAUACUACUGGCAAUAAACAACAUUGUAGAAGAUUGUUCAAAGCCGUUUUCGCACGUUUUCUCGUGCCUUUGAACGUGUUCUGUACAUGCAAUCGCCUGCAGGCUCGAGGGCUUUUUCAAUUUGGCACAAAGACCCGCAGACGCACCUGGAGCCGCUGACUACUGAAGGGAGAGUUUUGUGUUUUGUUUCUUUUAGUAGGUUAAUUAUAGAUUAUUUUGAUUUUUUUAAAUAUCAGACUUAAUUAAAUUCACACAUGAUGAAAUCGGUCUGGUGUUUUGACGCGGAUUUAACAAUGAAUACGUCCUAAAAAAAAAAAUCCCACUCGCCCGUUCAGAUGUGGUUUUGUAGCUGGAGACGGUUUUAUUUUGAGGCACCGAGGCGCCCAGGGAACUCUGCAGUGGAGAGAAAUUUAGCGAGUCCCAUUUUCCGUUGUCCCGAGAGCUGAAGUUUCUCAACUGCGUCGAGCAGACAGACAGACUGGCUGGGUCGCUAAGGAGGAGAGGAGAGGAGAACUGGCGUGUGGUCUUGACUCUUUCCAGUAUCUAGAGGCUGUGCUGUAACCUAGUCUGUUGUAAUGCGCAUUCCCGUAGAUCCCAGCGCCACGCGGAGGUUUAGCCCGCCGUCCGGUAGCCUCCAGCCGGUCCCGGCCAAGAUGAACGAGCUCAACACGCCGACCGGGACCGGGCAGCAAGACAGCACGGUGCCAAGGCUGCGCCUACAGGAGAACCGGACCAUGGCGGAGAUCAUAGCGGACCACCCGGCGGAACUGGUCCGGACUGACAGCCCAAACUUCCUCUGCUCGGUUUUACCGUCUCACUGGCGCUGCAACAAGACGCUGCCCGUCGCCUUCAAGGUUGUGGGGUUGGGAGAGGUGACUGAUGGGACGGUCGUAACGGUGAUGGCGGGGAACGAUGAGAACUACUCGGCCGAGCUGCGGAACGCAUCGGGAGUGAUGAAGAACCAGGUGGCUCGCUUUAACGACCUGCGCUUCGUGGGCCGCAGUGGACGGGGAAAGAGCUUCACGCUGACCAUCACAGUGUUCACCAACCCACCUCAAGUAGCAACGUACCAUCGAGCCAUUAAAGUCACCGUGGACGGACCCCGCGAGCCUCGGAGACAUCGUCAGAAGCUGGAGGAGUCUCCUAAAACAGGGCUGUUCUCAGACCGUCUCAGUGAGCUGGAGAGGAUCAGACAGACAACCAUGAGGGUUGCCGUGCCGACACAGUCCCAACAACAGCCGCUCAACGCUGGACACAACCCCUUCAACCCCCAAGGGCAGACACAGAUACCAGACCCUCGCCAGUCCCAGUCGUCUCCUCCCUGGUCCUAUGAGCAGUCCUACCCGUCCUACCUGAGUCCCAUGACCUCCCCGUCUGUCCACUCCACCACGCCUCUCUCCUCCAGCCGAGCCACGGGCUUGCCCAACAUCACUGACCCGGCCCGCCGCCUGCCAGACCUCAGUCCGUUCCCAGGCCAGUUUGAUCGUCAGUUCCCGGGUCUCCCCUCUCUGACGGAGUCUCGUUUUUCCAGUCCCAGAAUGCACUACCCCACCACCUUCACCUACACCCCUCCCGUCACCGCCGCCAUGUCGCUAGGCUCCACCCACUACCACACCUACCUGCCCCCUCCCUACCCCGGUUCCGCCCAAAGUCAGAGUGCACCCUUCCAAACCAGCAGUACUCCCUAUCUUUACUAUGGAGCCUCCUCUGGGUCGUACCAGUUCUCCAUGGUUCCCGGGGGGGACCGCUCACCCUCCAGGAUGGUUCCUCCCUGCACCAGCGCCUCCACCGGCAGCUCCCUGGCUAACCCUAACCUGCCCAGCCAAGGUGGGGGAGAGGGGGCGGUGGAGGGGGACGGGAGUCACAGCAACUCCCCCACUGUACUCAACCCUGCUGGGGGGCGCAUGGACGAAGCUGUCUGGAGACCCUACUGAGGAGUUGGAAUAGAUGAAGGAGGCGGAACACGAGGAGGAAGAAGAGGAGGAAGAUGAGGAGAAGAGGAGGAAGAGGAGGAUGAAGAGAAGGAGGAAAGGAGAGGAGGCCCGAAGAAAGUAGGUGUGACAAUGUAACUGAUGUCAUGGUUUUUAAAGCACAAAUCCUUUUGAAAAGGGAGUUGUUGAGUUGCGAUGAAUAAACACCAGUGUCUCCUGCAUCUGGAAAUAUACUCUGAGAUAAAAUGACAAAAGAAACAAAAGUAAUGACUAGUAUGAACCUGUCUGGAGGAAUGUGCUGUGGCCAGACAGACAGACACUACAAAGGGAUCUCGUCUCUUCUCAGCAUCAAUGAGACACAAACAUAAACAAUUAUGGUAGACUGCCGGCCCCAGUGGAGAAGACAUUAUAUUACUAAAGUAUUACCGCAUAGUAAUCAUAGUACUACAAUAUUACUAUAUAGUACUAUACCAUAAUACUAUAAUACUACUAUAUAGUACUAUACCAUAG